Molecule: messenger RNA, 1585 nt
Organism: Astyanax mexicanus (Mexican tetra)
Lineage: Eukaryota; Metazoa; Chordata; Actinopteri; Characiformes; Acestrorhamphidae
Gene: six7
Product: SIX homeobox 7
Exons: 3
Coding region: 309-1085 (258 amino acids)
Biological process (GO): eye development; regulation of transcription by RNA polymerase II
Cellular component (GO): nucleus; transcription regulator complex
Molecular function (GO): DNA-binding transcription factor activity, RNA polymerase II-specific; RNA polymerase II cis-regulatory region sequence-specific DNA binding
Source: RefSeq, a predicted model, not a curated record
UGGUCUUCCUUCUUUACUAGAAGAGAGGCUGGCAGGGCAAAGACUCUGCUCUUUUACCGAGAAAUCACACAGCAAAUUAUAUAACCGCUAAACGCUACAAGCUGGAUUUUGAAAGGUGUAACACUUUCCUAUAAUAGACUCAAUUUAAGUUGUAAUCCAGGCGAGGCAUUUUUUUGCAACAGUUGAGCCACUUGAGCUCGCGUCUGGGAGAAGAUGAACAGAGAGCUUUAGUGCAGUCCUGCGAACUAGACCCAUCUUCUCUUUGAUCUCGGUGGGUUUUGAAGCUAAAGAAGCAGGUCAGAAGAACCAUGUUCCCUCUGCCAAUGUUCACACCUGACCAGGUGGCUCGAGUGUGUGAAAACCUGGAGGAGACGGGAGAUAUGGAGCGUUUGGGACGCUUCCUGUGGUCCCUGCCGGCGGCGGUCCCCGGGGCGGCCGGAGAGGCCCUCAACCGUCACGAGUCUGUGAUGCGCGCCAGGGCCCUGGUGGCCUUUCACGGGGGGAACUUCGAGGCCCUCUAUCAGAUCCUACAGAACCACAGAUUCACACGCGAGUCUCACGCCAAGCUGCAGGACCUGUGGCUGGACGCUCACUACCGCGAGGCCGAGCGCCUGAGAGGGAGGCCCCUGGGGCCCGUGGAGAAGUACAGGAUCCGCAAGAAGUUCCCACUACCCCGAACCAUCUGGGACGGAGAACAGAAAACACACUGCUUUAAGGAGAGGACGCGUAGUUUGCUAAGAGAGUGGUACCUGCAGGACCCGUACCCCAACCCAUCCCGCAAGCGCCACCUGGCCCAGGCCACAGGCCUCACACCCACACAGGUGGGCAACUGGUUCAAGAACAGACGGCAAAGAGACAGAGCAGCAUCAGCCAAAAACAGAUUGCAACAAGACCCCUCCCUGCACCCCUCAGGCAGCUCUCCUGAAUGUUCAUCUUUAGAGCACCACCCCCACCUGCACGGCUCCUCCCCGCGACACCCCGGCAGCCCAGAGAACAGUGACUGCAGCUCAAGUACAGAGCCCCAGGGCACCAGGGCCUCCACGCCUGACAUAUCCGUCAGCAGCGACAGCGAAUACGAGUCCUGAGCACAGCUACAGACCGCUGUGCCCCACAACCAGAACCACACACUCCUGCUGACCCUCAGAGACUGACAGAGAGACUGACAGAGAGCCGCAGGCAGCAUACGCUUACAGUAGACUGCCUUCAGCUGAGACAUGCAGAUAUGGGUCAGUGUGGAGACUGGGGAACAUUGCUGUGAUCUGUGAGGAGCAGAUGGACCGGAUGUGUGACGGGAAAGGGAGCUUUGGCAAAUGUUCAGACAUGCACUUAUAAAUGGACUUCAGGGUACUGUUGUGAAAUCAAAUGAAAAGGGAAAUGUAAUCAGUGUCUUUCAUUACUACCCCUCCCCUUUGUGACAAGAGGUGUAAAGAUAUUUGGCAUUUCUUACAGUUGAACAGGCAGAGGAAAGAGACUCUGCAGUUUUUCACAUUUCAAUUGAGUGGUUGUCCUUGUUUUAAAAAUUUCAUGAUGAAUGGACCAACAGAAAUGCUGCAACAUGACUUGAAAUAAAAUCUUUUUACACUGA